AAGAUAGUUUAUUAGUUACAUGCGUUCUAUAAUUUAUAGUUUAAAUAAUUAUGAAAACUACAUAUAAUCGUAUUAUUUCACCCGUUUAGUUUAAUUUUCCGGUUGUUGGACACUUGUAGAGUGUAAACCUAGUCUUAGUUCUUAGAUGCAUUCAAACUAGGCAGUCGGUUUUAAAAUGUUGWUUAUACUGUACGUCAUAUUAGCAACUCACUGCUACGCAGAWGACAUAUUCCCCGAAGCUUUGGUAUUUGAAGGAUUAGGCUUAUCUGACGUAGUCAAUAAUUCAAAAUCCGACGAAAUUCGUAACAAUACCAUAUUGAUUGCAGGAGAUUUAAAUGAUGCUUUGACAACCAUGAAUUUCCACAGAACAAAAAUAAAUGAUUAUCUCUGCCGGCAAUAUGUAGUUGRAGAAAUAUUACAAGAUAUUACGGACGGUACAUCAUCUAAAGGCCGAUCGAUGUCACRAGACAAUCACGUGACAAGUAAAACGUCUGUCAUGCAAACUGAUCAAGGCUCAUCCGCUUACAAUGCAUGGCUGAUCAAAACAAAAUUAUUGAAAAAAAUAUAUGAUGAAUACGAUUUAAACGUUAGAAUGCAUGAAAAACCAGCUGGAUUCACGCUAAAAAAYAAAAAUAAUGAAAGCUUAGGAACACAUGACUACGAUACCAUGAAAAACGUUGAUGACAUAAAAGAUUUGAAAAAAGUUCAUCACUCAAAUGAAGAUUCAUUUCUUAGUCCCAGUGAUACAGUCAGUGUGGAUUUUGCACAAAGUCAAUCYAUAGAGUAUGAUAUUGAUAAUGUAAAAAAAAACAAAAAUCCAAAUCAACCACACCAUGGCUCUUCUGAUUUCAAUCCUACACAAUCUACUCAACUACCUCCAUUAGCACACGAACCCUCUUUCGGCUCUUUCCCACAAUCAUCACAUGAACCACCAUCACUUCCAACUCAAUAUGGACCCCCACCAUUGUCGAAUGAAAAACCUACAUACCCAUCUGAUUAURGAGUGCCAUCRUUGCAGUCGUCAUAUGGACUACCAUCAACUUCUCAUGAACGACCUCCAUCAUCAUAUAUACCACCUCUGUCGUCAAAUAACGGUCAUUCUUAUUUCCCUCCUUCAAACUACCAUUCAUCAAAUUAUCCACAUCCUGGAUUGAUUCCACCAACUCAAAAUACAGGUCACUAUCUUCCGACCCGAGACAUCGAAACAUUAAGUCAAUCGGAUAACGAGGUACAUAAUUCUGAUAGAGAACCAUUUAUACGAGGACUUACCGCAACUGAUAUGUACGAUUUAACUUUAACAGCUAUUGCAUUCUUGGGAUUCGGUACAUUUGUCAUGAAUCUAGUCAUGGACGCCAUGGCGGUACAAUCGGGAGCUACACUAACUCUAAACUCAUCACCAUUACAUCACGGCGCCACUGUUUCCAGAGUCAGAAGACACAAUAACCCCGUAAUUUGGGAAAUAAACGAGUUGUCUUGGACCAUAGUAUCGACGCUUGAUAAUAUGAUGGCAAAUGUGGACGGGGCCUCUGUGAAUUGUGAAGAAGCCAAAAAAUUGUGCCAAAGAUCCAAAAAACUAGUAAAAAACGGAAUAAACUUCAGUUCAAAAUUAUUGCCCGUUUGGAAUGUUGCUUUAGGAUGGCUUUCGAAGAAAUUAGGUACAGAUAAAAGCCAGCCGGUGAUUUCUGCAUUGUUAGAUCAUUGUAUUCUGCCUUCACAGUGCCAAUCAAAUUCAUGA
This is a messenger RNA of Diuraphis noxia (Russian wheat aphid), 1735 nucleotides long. RefSeq lists its product as uncharacterized. The record is from RefSeq and is a predicted model, not a curated record. Lineage: Eukaryota; Metazoa; Arthropoda; Insecta; Hemiptera; Aphididae.